Molecule: messenger RNA, 372 nt
Organism: Encephalitozoon cuniculi GB-M1
Lineage: Eukaryota; Fungi; Microsporidia; Unikaryonidae
Exons: 1
Coding region: 1-372 (123 amino acids)
Molecular function (GO): calcium ion binding
Source: RefSeq, marked provisional
AUGAGAAGCAUGAAGGAGCAGUGGGAUUCAUUUGAAACAGAGAACCUCACGAAGGAGACGACAAAGGAUCUCUUGAGGCUAUGCGGAUUUGUGCCCCGGGAAAGAGACAUAGCAGUCCCGAGGACGUUUGAUGAGUUCGAGCAGCUUGCGUCCAGCACUGCGCCUCCAAUGCCUAAGGACGAGAUGAGGAAGAUGAUCAGCAUGUUCAACCACGGGACCCACAUGACCAAGCGGGACUUGGGGAGGUACCUGAUGAUGGGAGACAAACUGAGCGAGGAGGAGGCAGCAGAGUUCUUUAAAAGCUGCCCAUUCGAUAGAAACGGAGAGAUCACCAUCGACGAGCUUCUUGACUUUCUGUACGAUUCGCAGUGA